AUGUCUGCUAUUCCAUUUGUCUGGAAAGUCGAUUUGAGUGACCCUGCUCACCCUAAGACGACUAAAGUUUACCCAGAUCCGCCUCUGACAAUCGCAAAUGGUGCAUAUUACCAUAAUGGCUCUGUUUACUGGGUCCAGGAGGGCCAUCGUUGUAAUUCCUUGAAUGAUAUCGUCGUCUCGGAAGAAGGCGUGGUCUUUUUUACCGACGGGUGGUACGGCUGGGAUAAUUUCAACGAUACCAUGAAGCCUGAACUGGCUAAUGGAAUUUACCGAUGGGAUAUGAGAACCGGUAACAUCAAAGUGGUCGAAGGAGCAGCCGACGGUGCAUAUGUCAAUCCAAAUGGAUUGGCCUUCAACCAUGACCAGACAAAACUCUUCAGUACGAACCGCGGAUUUGCCAGUGCGGAUGCAGAUGGUGGUCGAACUAUCUACAUGCAUCGUGUGACCAAGUCCGGUCUGUCCGACCGCGAAAUAUUUGCGUAUGUGGAUUCGGGUUUUCCAGAUGGUAUCAAAACGGACAAGGACGGUAGGGUCUAUGGGGUGGUGACUGGGUCUGUGGAUGUGUUCGAUGAAGAGGGAACCCUUAUUGGGCGCAUUAAGGUUGCCCAAGAUGAUGUUGCGGUCAACAUGGCUUGGGUCGGGCAUUGGCUGUACAUCUUUGGUCGGCAGAAGAUCUAUCGGGUACAGUUGAAUACCACCGAGAGGUAG
Molecule: messenger RNA, 708 nt
Organism: Penicillium brasilianum
Lineage: Eukaryota; Fungi; Ascomycota; Eurotiomycetes; Eurotiales; Aspergillaceae
Source: the annotation of a GenBank genome assembly